This is a messenger RNA of Linum tenue, 522 nucleotides long. The record is from the annotation of a GenBank genome assembly. NCBI's taxonomy places the organism in Eukaryota, Viridiplantae, Streptophyta, Magnoliopsida, Malpighiales, Linaceae.
CUCGGAUAUGAGUGAUCCCGGGAAGCUGAAUACCUCGAGCUCCGAAUUGGACCUGGAUCGGCCCAACAUUGAAGAUUACCUUCCUUCUGGAACAUCCAUUCAUGAACCCCACGGCCAGCUUCGACUGUAUUGCUAUCUUCUUCUUCUUCUACUACUCCUCCUCCCAUUCAAAUUUCUUCGAAUUUGGUUUCCUCUGCCAAUUGGGUCUCUUAUUGUUAGUUCCUCCACUUGUCUUGGUUGAAUUAGGCGCGAUUUGCUUGACAUCUCCCCAACGUUAACUGAGGCUGCCGGGGCGAUUAUUGAUGAUUCGUUUACAAGGUGUUUCAAGUCGAAUCCGCCGGAACCUUGGAACUGGAAUGUGUACCUUUUCCCUCUAUGGUGUUGCGGUGUGGUGGUUAGAUACGGGAUCCUGUUCCCUGUCAGGGUUAUCGUGCUAGCAAUUGGGUGGAUAAUCUUUCUCUCGGCCUAUAUUCCUGUUCAUGUUCUACUCAAAGGACACGACAAGUUGAGGAAGAAGAUCGA